AUCAUUUCAGGCCCGGCAAAAGGUCACCCUUCCAUCGUGUGUGAAGAGCUCGAGGCGUCGAGGGAGACCUGAUACCCGUUCUUCAUUUCGUCUCGCUGAACUCGAACCGUAGUUGACGAAUGUCUCCCAAAAAGGCGCUUGCAACCGCGUCGGCGUCAGCUGGUAUGCUCCGCCGUAUUCGAUCAUCGCUCCUGCGCAGCAGUGGCGGCGAGGGCGCGGGGCGAUGGACCACCCAAGGGCACGAGGAACGACCGAAGGGCUAUCUGUUUAAUCGCCCCCCUGCACCACCUGGUCAAUCGAGGCAAUGGGAGGAUUGGGAGCUUCCUUGCUACAUAACCUCCUUUCUCACAGUCGUUACUCUCGGCGUCGGCCUCAACGCCAAGCCCGAUCUCACUCUCGAGACCUGGGCACAUCAGAAGGCCCUCGAGCGGAUGCAGCAGCAGCAGCAGCAGCAGAGCGUGGCCGCCGCAGUUGAUUUCGAAUAAUUGUAUAAUUUCUCUGUAAGUGUUUUUUUUUUGGGUCUAGGGUUAUUAAGGAUUGGAAAGGUGAAGUUGGGAUCUGAUGCAACUUUGUGGAUUUAUGAUUUUGGCUAUGGAUGUUUCAUCUGCCUAUUUUUAAUAGCAGUCGGAAUAAUUUGUCCGUUGGAUGUUGGCGGCGUCUGACCUUGUUCUGCCUAAGAAAUGCAUGAUGAUCGCUCUUUUUUUUUUCUGGGCAUAACUUCGAUAUUUAACCAGUUUAAUAUGUGUAAAAUUGUUUGUGAUUUUGCUUAUUUCUAUUCAACAUUA
This is a messenger RNA of Phalaenopsis equestris, 785 nucleotides long. RefSeq lists its product as uncharacterized. The record is from RefSeq and is a predicted model, not a curated record. The transcript has a single exon. Bases 120 to 485 code for a protein of 121 amino acids. Lineage: Eukaryota; Viridiplantae; Streptophyta; Magnoliopsida; Asparagales; Orchidaceae.